AUGACUGUCGCCCACAAAGAACCCGAAUUGGGCUUCGCGACGCGAGCAAUCCACGUCGGUAGCCAGCCAGAUCCUGCCACUGGCGCUGUGAUUCCAUCGCUUUCCCUCGCGACUACCUACGCCCAAGCCAGCGUUGGAAACCCAGUCGGAGAGUAUGAGUAUACGCGAAGUGCAAAUCCCAACCGCGACGACUUCCAAUCCGCCAUCGCAGCUGUUGAAAAUGCCAAAUACGCGCUCGCCUUCUCAUCAGGAUCCACGACUACUGCCGUGAUCCUGCAGUCGUUGCCCAUCGGCUCCCAUGUCAUCUCCGUCUCGGACGUCUACGGAGGCACGCACCGCUACUUCACCAAAGUCGCCAACACCCACGGUGUAGAUGUCUCCUUUACGACCACAAUCGAGCAGGAUCUAGAAAGACUGAUACAGCGGGACCGCACAAAGCUGGUGUGGGUUGAAACUCCGUCUAACCCGACCCUUGGUCUAGUUGAUAUCGAAAACGUCGCGGCGAUUGCGCGCAAGUACGGGCUGCUCUUGGUGGUCGAUAAUACAUUCCUCAGUCCUUUUAUCCAGAACCCGCUGCAGCAUGGGGCUGAUAUUGUGGUUCACUCCGUAACCAAGUAUAUCAAUGGGCACUCGGAUGUCAUGAUGGGCGUCGCAGCCUUUAACUCAGACGAGCUCAAAGACCGCUUAACAUUUCUGCAAAACGCAAUCGGUGGCGUCCCGUCCCCGUUUGACUGCUGGCUCGCUCAGCGGGGUCUGAAGACAUUGCAUUUGCGCGUCCGGGAGUCAUCGCACAACGCAAAGAUAAUCGCGCAGGCACUCAGCGCAUCCGACUACGUGAUUUCAGUCCGAUACCCGGGCCUAAAGACACACCCGCAACACGCGAUCACGGUCAAGCAACAUCGGAACGCGAUGGGCGGGGGGAUGGUGAGUUUCCGGAUUCGCGGUGGACAGAAAGCAGCCCAUCUAUUCUGCAAGUAUACCCGAUUUUUCACCCUCGCGGAAAGCCUAGGUGGGGUUGAAUCUCUCUGUGAGGUUCCAGCUAGUAUGACCCAUGCGGGAAUUCCUCGUGAGGAGCGGGAGGUCUCGGGCGUUUUUGAUGAUCUGGUUCGGCUUAGCUGUGGGAUUGAGGAUGCGGAGGAUCUGAAACGCGAUGUGCUUCAGGCUGCGGAGAGGGCGGCGUUGGCGGUUCAAAAUGGCGGGGCUUAG
Aspergillus puulaauensis is the source of this 1206-nucleotide messenger RNA. RefSeq names its product trans-sulfuration enzyme family protein. Bases 1 to 1206 code for a protein of 401 amino acids. The transcript is spliced from 4 exons. Lineage: Eukaryota; Fungi; Ascomycota; Eurotiomycetes; Eurotiales; Aspergillaceae. Gene Ontology annotation, cellular component: cytoplasm. Gene Ontology annotation, molecular function: cystathionine gamma-lyase activity; pyridoxal phosphate binding. The record is from RefSeq and is a predicted model, not a curated record. Gene Ontology annotation, biological process: transsulfuration.